Molecule: messenger RNA, 1266 nt
Organism: Scutellospora calospora
Lineage: Eukaryota; Fungi; Glomeromycota; Glomeromycetes; Diversisporales; Gigasporaceae
Source: the annotation of a GenBank genome assembly
AUGGCCUGUCAGCCCCUUGUUUCAACAGACAGGGCUCUUACCAGACGUACAAGGUGGAAAACACAACCUUCCUUCGACGAUGAAGAUCUGUUUAUAGCACCAACAAACACGGCAACACUCGAGCUUCAACCAGCCGAGGCAGCCGCAGCCUCCACCAAGGGCAAGGGGUCUAUUAUCAGUGUUGUGAUGAUUACAUCUACAACAGAACGCUCCCAAGUUCCAACCCUACAUCAUCUUCUCGGUCUUCGCCUUCGCCAAAGUGCCACCAUGCACGACCCCAAUGGCGCAGCCAAUCGUCGGCUAUCUGCAAGCGGCUAUCAAACUGAGGCCGUUGCGGAACCUGGACGACGAGGACUUCCUGGUCAAUCACAAAAUCGACCGCAGCUACGACGACAGCACUGUUCGAAUUCCAACACACCGCCACUGCCUAUCCCUGAUGAUGUACGAGAGAUUGUCAAGAAAGAAGGCUGGAUCUCGGACGAAUACGAACAUCUAUGGAGUCGAGACGGCGGCGGCUCUGCCUCUUUGACAUCGCACAACACGCUCAUCUUCAUACUGCAAACACCAAGAGACGAACUACUCUCUCAACGCCCUGCUGGCAGAUGUCAAGUACGAAAACAAGCACCCCAAGGUGCCACGGGAUUUUGCCAUCUUGCCUUUCCACAUCCUAGUCCAGCAUUUCAACAUCGAGCAGCUCCGGCUUCAGCGGCGAUCAAACUUCGAGACCGAGCUGGGCAGGAAUCUGAAGAAGAAAAGGUUGAGCAGCAGAUGCGGUAUUCGGAGCAAGUGAGAGUAGACUUGGAGAUCAUCCCCCGAAGAAUCAAAAACCAGUCCAAAGCGGUAAGUCGACGUGGCUCUCGCCAAAGCCACCGCGCAAGUGGCAGAGGAGACAAGGCAGGACAGCGCAGCUAUGAAGACGAUAGCCGUGCUGACGCUGACCUUCCUCCCUGGAGACCCCAUUGCAUCGCCCAACUUGUGGAUCUUCUUCGCCGUCACCAUCCCGGUUACCAUAGCGACUUACGGCUUGUGGAUAUGGUGGCAUGGGUUCUCGCAGACACGGCACAAGAAGGAGUUGAAGCUGAGGAUGAGGAGUGCAACGACGAUGACUUGGUAACGAACGACUUGAUGCUUCAUGAUGACGGCUUUUUGGAUAUAGAUACACGCAUGAGACCUGAUGAGUACCUUGGUGGUGUUGGAGACAUGCCCCAAAAUCAACAUACUGGUUCGAAAGCAUCCACUUGGUUGCCUGAUACUGCCCUUGAAUGA